This is a messenger RNA of Eleginops maclovinus (Patagonian blennie), 2313 nucleotides long. RefSeq names its product 7-methylguanosine phosphate-specific 5'-nucleotidase-like. The transcript has 10 exons. The record is from RefSeq and is a predicted model, not a curated record. Bases 255 to 1193 code for a protein of 312 amino acids. Gene Ontology annotation, molecular function: magnesium ion binding; 5'-nucleotidase activity. Gene Ontology annotation, cellular component: cytoplasm. Lineage: Eukaryota; Metazoa; Chordata; Actinopteri; Perciformes; Eleginopidae.
CACCGCGUGGAAGAAAGUGAAUGCCCUGAGUGAUGUAGGAACGAAAGUUAGUCGGAACCUUUGUGUGCGUUACGUAGAAGCGGAACAAUAAUGUCGAUGCAACUCUAGAAUGUAAACAAAUAAUUAAAACCGUUAUUCGUCUGUGAAGGAAAGCUUUGUAAUAUAGUUUUAAAUAUACAUAGCUUGUUGUUUUACGUGAUGUAUUUGAACUGUUCUGAAUAGCUGUCAAAACCCCGUCAGCUCUCCGUUUGAAAAUGGUAUACCAUAUACCCUGGAUCUACACACCUGUGCGGUCUGUGCUGGCAAUCUGGCACCAGCUGACCAAGACCGAGAUCCCAGAGUUGGCCAAGUGCUCGGUGCUGAUGAGGGAUCGCAGCAGAGUGGAGGACACAAUCUACGCCAUGCAGCGGGCAGGUGUAGGCAGCCUGCAGGUAAUCUCAGACUUCGAUAUGACACUAACCAGAUUUGCCCAUAAUGGAAAGCGAGUUCCUACCACGCACAACAUUCUGGAUAACAGGUUGUUGAUUGAUGAAGAUUGCACUAAAAAGAUUAGAGGGCUUUUGAACACCUACUAUCCAAUAGAGAUUGAUGCUGGCCGGACUGCUGAAGACAAGCUGCCUCUCAUGGUGGAGUGGUGGACUAAAGUCCAUGAGCUGCUGAUUCAGCAGAGGAUCAGGAAGGAAAUGCUGGCCCAGGCUGUCAAGGAAUCCAGCGCUAUGCUCAGGGACGGCUACAAAGUGUUUUUCGACCAUCUGACAGAGCAGCAGGUCCCUCUGUUGAUCUUCUCGGCGGGUGUCGGGGACGUCCUGGAGGAGGUGAUUCGCCAGAACAACGUCUUCCAUCCCAAUGUCCACAUCAUCUCCAACUACAUGGACUUUGACCAAACUGGGGUCCUGCGAGCGUUCAAAGGCCAACUCAUCCACACUUUCAACAAGAGGGAAGGCGCUCUGUCACAUGCUUCUGGCCUCCGAGUGCUACAGGGUCGACCCAACGUGCUGCUGCUGGGAGACUCUUUGGGAGACCUGACCAUGGCUGACGGUGUGUCCGAGCACCAGAACAUCCUCACCAUCGGCUUCCUCAAUGACCAGGUGGACGAGAGAAAAGAGUCGUACGUCAACUCCUUUGACGUCGUGCUGGUGAAGGAUGAGACGAUGGAAGUUCCCAAUGCAAUCCUCAAAUGCAUUACCUCAUAAAGAGACAAGUGAGACGCAUGAGAAGAUAAACACGGAUGGAAUCAUCGUGUUGCAAGCCGCACGUUCACAUCAUCACUUACCUCAAUCCAGACCUUGAGACUGGACUUUCUUUCUUUUACACUCUCAGUGUUUCGACUGUUUAUCUAAGCCAUCCUACUUGAAUUAGGUCAGGCAUUUGCUACUUAGUUAAAAAGAAUCUGUGAUUUUUGCCAGUACUGUCUCUUCACACAGUUUUACAGGGCUAGGUUUUUCUCCCAGCUGUUUAAUUUGUUGAAGGGAAUCCUCAGAUAAGAACCUUACUACCUAAAUGGCAAUGUGCCAUCUUAACAGACCUCAGUGCAGGGAAGAUAAUAUUGUCUUGGUAUUCAAAAACAUAUCAGCAACCUCUUAAAAAUAUCAUAUAUUUAUUUCUAAUCUUCUCACUCCUGUUCUAUUCUAAAUGUUCUAAUUUACCUUUUCGUUUUCAGUCUGUUUUGAAUUACUGUGACAUUAAGCUUGUGUUUGAAAACACCUACAUUGUAUUUUGUACAUGUUUUUAUCUGCCAACUUUUCUGUUUCAUAUUCUAACUUAACAAUGGUGAUAUCAGUUUUUUGGAGUCCUUCUAACACUUUUUGUUUACCAGUAAAGUGCAAACAAACACAAAGCCUACAGAAUGCAAUAUUUGAUGAGUCUGUUGAUUAUUUAUUUGGGUGUUUUGUCUUUCAACUGAUUCCUAGCUACUUGGAAUUAUUACACUGCACUGGUUGCUCUUAACUCUAGCUGUCAUUAAAGAAAGUAUCAAAAUGUACCAACUGGUAAGUGUGCUCUUUUCCUCUAUAGACAUAGUUCAUAUAAGUGGUUGGAAAACAAGGAUUGCUCUUCCAGAUCCUUCCUAGUUACAUUAAAGAGUCUAAAGAAAUGUGAACGAUCCCUUUAAUCAUCACUUUCGUAUUUCAAUGUUGUUUUUUCUUAUGGUUUUUUAACAAACGAUAUAAUUUAGUUUUUUCUGGUAUUUUUUGACACAUCGUGCUAUCACCGUUUCUACUAUACUAUUGUUGGAGCAAUAAUGCAUAGUGUGUGUCUUUUAUUUUAUCUGCACAAGUUGAAUGUAACAUGCAGUUCUGACAUUGACCACAGGGU